AGUAAAGCAGUAUAGACUUAGUUGACUUGAAUGUCUUUAUUUAAAGAUAAGGGAAACAGAGCACAACCCAAAGAUUAGGUGUUUGUGGAUACAAAUUGCCUUAUUGACUUCAAUGUCUUUCUGUGAAACAGAGCUGGGCCUAACGCUUACAUGUUUGUGGAUACAAUUUGCGGUGUUGACUUCCAAGUCUUCCAUGGAACCAGAAAACUGAAAGGCAUGGCUUACAAUAAUGAGCCUAUGCCAUAUCCCGAUGAUACAGAGGAGGGGGUGAUUCAGGUAGUUAAUGGUGCUGCUCUUGAAUAUACGAAAACAUGGCAAUUGGUCAUGAACAUGGACCUGUCAAGCAAUAAACUUGUCGGAGAAAUACCUGUAGAGUUAACUGCACUUUAUGGAUUAGUGGGUCUCAAUUUGUCCAAUAAUCAUCUUAGUGGAGGCAUUCCAGAUAACAUUGGAAACAUGGCAGCGUUAAUUUCUCUCGAUUUAUCCGGAAACGAGUUGGACGGGCAGAUCCCCCCAAGCAUUGCAGCUUUGAAUUUUUUGAGCCAUUUGAAUCUGUCAAAUAACAACUUGUCUGGGCGAAUUCCAACAGGAAGUCAACUGCAAACCCUCAUCGAUCCAUCAAUAUAUGCAGGGAACAAAGAUCUAUGUGGAGCUCCAUUGCCAAAGAAUUGUUCAAUUCAUGAAGACCCAACCGCAAUAGCCAAAAGAAAAUAUGAAGCAACUGAUGAGCCAAACAAGGUAUGGUUUUAUAUGGACAUAACAUGUGGUUUUGCAACAGGGUUUUGGGGUGUUAUUGUGGUUUUGAUGUUGAAGAAGCAGUGGAGACAUAAGCUUUUCAUCUUUGCUGAGGAGACCAGGGUCAAAAUACACGUUGCACUCUUGGUAAGAGUUAAUAAGUUGAAGCCAUAUAGAUCACUCGGAUGCAAGUAAUUCGCAUAUUUAUCAUCAUUGCCUGCUUUUCAUUAUAGUAUUGCUUUUAUGAUUUUAUAUUUGUAAGGCGUAUAUGUGUUAUAUGACAUGUAUGUGUAUACUUAUAUAUUUGCUAUGUACUUCUUAUCUUACGGUAUAUGUUUGAUU
Molecule: messenger RNA, 1077 nt
Organism: Helianthus annuus (common sunflower)
Lineage: Eukaryota; Viridiplantae; Streptophyta; Magnoliopsida; Asterales; Asteraceae
Product: receptor-like protein EIX2
Exons: 2
Coding region: 151-930 (259 amino acids)
Molecular function (GO): protein binding
Source: RefSeq, a predicted model, not a curated record